Gongylonema pulchrum is the source of this 201-nucleotide messenger RNA. Lineage: Eukaryota; Metazoa; Nematoda; Chromadorea; Rhabditida; Gongylonematidae. The record is from the annotation of a GenBank genome assembly.
AUGAAUGGCAAUUUGCAUUUUUUUUUUUCAGUGUUGUGCCUUUACGUGAAGAAUUAUUCGUUUGUUUACGUGACGGAUGGUUACAUCGAAUAUCCUGGGAUGGUGUCGUUGACCAGAAUUUUUCCUUUCACUUAUCCAAAGUACCAUUUGCUGUCGACCAACUACAAUCGAAAAGUAAGUUACUUACUGCAAACACUAUGA